AUGUAUCGUUCAGUUUCGCGCAGCUUCCAGCCAUCAUCCCGUUCUCGGUCGUUGGUGGACUGGACGGGUGCUGAAUACAACGCUGGCGGCUCGAUCCAAGUCAACGGCUUUGAUAUCAAGGUGCCAAAGAAUCUGAUCGUCCAAUUUCCCACAGUCUUUGCACCAUUCAAGGACCUAUGUGGCGCAGGAGCUGGUGGUUUUGAGACCACUGUUGUCGGCAACAUCGUUGACGGAACCAUUCUCGCCGGCCAGAUUUCGGUCGCCCAAAGAUUUGGCCUUGAAGCCAGUCAAGGAUACAUCACCGCCAUCAACUCAGAUGGCAGUCUGUCAAUCUCCGGAGGCGUCAGAGUGCGUAUCAACGACCCUGACGGCUUAUUUGGACCCAAGGUCGAUACAGCACCGAUGUGGGUGGCUGAUACAGGGAGCCCCAGUGUCGCUUCUUUUUCUGGGUUCCCAAUGUGCAUUCCUUAUCCUGGCAACACCGAUAAAUGCCUGAGCUCGAACCGUGGUACCGGCCAGUCAUUCACCGCCCCAGAUCCUCUUCGUAUGGUCCCACUCAAGGUUGGUGACUAUAUCGAGUAUUCCGGGCUCAAGGCAGGUGCGAAUGAGAUCCUCGCAUCUGACAUCACCUGCAUCAGUCUUCAUAUCACCACCCAGGGCACUGACGCACCGAACUACAUCCGACUGGAAGACAUGUUGAUCGGUGUCCCUGACAGUGCAGCAAAUGUAGAGUUUGCUGACAUCAAAGUUGUCGGCUUUCUCUCCAACUGCGCCAACGCAAUUGUUACAAUCAGCGCAAUCGACGUCGAUCCAUGUACUGGCAAGGAAACCUAUCGUCCCAUUGGUACUGCCACUCCCAAGGCAGAGACGCGCUGCAAAUUUGACACCAAAAUUGCUACGCAAGCUCAAGCGCCUUACACGCGUGAAUAUCGCAUCACAACAAAUACCCCUGUGAAGGAGACGAAGGAUGGCAUUCAAGCUGGUGAAUACAUCAUGGCAGUGAGUGAGUGGAUCUUCCCUGAGGUCGAUGUACCUGGCACGAACCCUCCACCAUUUCCCUUCAAGGACAUUCGCGAUCUCGUUCAGGGAACGGUACUGGAUGGCAAGCAAUACGGACCUCUGUCGCCUUUCCCUGGCGUCGCACCUCCCGCGCCAUCGAAAUCUUGCAAUCCCAGCGACCUUCUAGACCCCAAUGCCAGCGCUUCGGCAUCGGCUUCAGCAACAGCGUCUGCGACCUCGCAACCCACCUCUGAUGCUCAGGUCGUUAGCCCAGUGGCCGCUGUCGCACAAAUUGCUUCCGCCCAACGCGUUGGCACGAGUUUCUUGCUGGUUGGCUCAAACACAGAGACCAAUGUAUCCAGCAGCGAUCUCACUUUCAAAUGGAGUCAGACCUCGCCGUCCUCGCCAUCUGCCAGCAUCACUAACGGCGGCUCUCCCAACGCCACCGUUAGCGCACCUAAGGUUACAACAGAGACCUCGUUCGUCUUCGAACUCCUUGUCAGCUUGAAGUCCAACUCUUCCAUCUCCAGCAAGGCAAACGUCACUGUCAAGAUCAACCCUACGAUGAAUGACACUGUGACCUUGGACACUUACACGUGGGACUCGAAGCAGUCCGGCACAAUCACCGUGGCAUGUACGACUAAUGUCAUCAAUGGUGACAACAAGAAGAUGGAGCUGUGGCUCAACAAUGGAGGAUCGAAGAUCUCGAUGACGCAGAAUGGUGCUGGCAAGUGGUUCUACAGCUCAAACAAGGUCAAUCGACCUACGAACCUGAAAAUGCGUGUCUGA
Molecule: messenger RNA, 1788 nt
Organism: Parastagonospora nodorum SN15
Lineage: Eukaryota; Fungi; Ascomycota; Dothideomycetes; Pleosporales; Phaeosphaeriaceae
Exons: 3
Coding region: 1-1788 (595 amino acids)
Source: RefSeq, a predicted model, not a curated record